AAAAAAAAAUUUCAGGACAUAACCUUACAAGGUAAAUUUAUUUGAUCACUUCUAAUGGAUGACCUAAAGAAUGUUUACCUUUCACCUCUUCCGGAUUCUCCAUAUGUCAAGCCAUUUAGGAUGAACUACACUCAGAAUGGAAAAGAAAAAAACUGGGACCUUUUAGAAGUCCAUGACAGUGUGGCAAUCAUUAUAUUUAAUGUUACAAGAAAUGUAAUUAUUUUUGUCAAACAAUUUCGGCCAGCAAUAUAUUACAACAGUAUAGCUCCUGAAGACAGGAAAAAGAAUGUUAUUGACACCAAAAAAUAUCCAGCAUCUUUGGGUUAUGCACUUGAAAUGUGCGCUGGAAUUGUGGACAAGGACAAGCCAUUGAUAGAAAUAGCUCGAGAAGAGGUGUUGGAGGAGUGUGGAUAUAAUGUGUCACUAUCUGACUUGCACCAUGUAACGACUUUUAGAGCUGAUGUUGGAGUACAAGGAGCUCACCAAACUUUCUUCUACUGUGAAGUUACUGAUGACAUGAAAACAGAGCAAGGCGGUGGUGUUGACGAUGAGCUCAUUGAAGUAGUUGAAAAAACUAUACCUGAAGUAGAGGACAUCGUAAACUCACCAGGCCCAUUAACAAGUCCUCCCACAUGUCUUUUUGCCCUCACCUGGUUUUUGCUCAAUAAAGCGAACAAAUUCAGAAAGUAAA
Messenger RNA from Aricia agestis (brown argus), 691 nucleotides. RefSeq names its product uridine diphosphate glucose pyrophosphatase NUDT14-like. NCBI's taxonomy places the organism in Eukaryota, Metazoa, Arthropoda, Insecta, Lepidoptera, Lycaenidae. Gene Ontology annotation, biological process: nucleoside phosphate metabolic process; ribose phosphate metabolic process. The transcript has 5 exons. Gene Ontology annotation, molecular function: UDP-sugar diphosphatase activity; metal ion binding. The record is from RefSeq and is a predicted model, not a curated record. The coding region runs from base 55 to 690 and encodes 211 amino acids.